Messenger RNA from Musa acuminata subsp. malaccensis (wild Malaysian banana), 2454 nucleotides. RefSeq names its product laccase-4. Gene Ontology annotation, cellular component: apoplast. The record is from RefSeq and is a predicted model, not a curated record. Gene Ontology annotation, biological process: lignin catabolic process. Gene Ontology annotation, molecular function: hydroquinone:oxygen oxidoreductase activity; copper ion binding. NCBI's taxonomy places the organism in Eukaryota, Viridiplantae, Streptophyta, Magnoliopsida, Zingiberales, Musaceae.
ACUGUGCCAAUACUACGGGCUCAACUCGCUCACCGUGCAUCCAUGGGUGUUGUUUCUUCGGCAGUUCCUGUGAGAACUUUGCUUCUCGCGGCGACCAUUUUCCUCGCGUCGGCAGAGCUCUCAUCUGGUGCUACGAGGCAUUACAAGUUCGAUAUAACACUGCGGAAUGUGACGAGGCUGUGCAAGACGAAGAGCAUUGUGACGGUGAACGGGGAGUUCCCGGGGCCAAAGAUCGUCGCGAGAGAAGGUGAUCGUGUUGUGGUUAAGGUGGUGAAUCAUGUUGAGAACAACAUCACCAUACACUGGCAUGGCAUAAGGCAGCUGCGCAGCGGAUGGGCGGAUGGCCCAGAACACAUCACUCAGUGCGCCAUCCAAACCGGGCGGAGCUACGUCUACAACUUCACCCUCGCAGGUCAGAGAGGCACGUUUUGGUGGCAUGCACAUGCCUCUUGGCUGAGGGCCACCGUCUAUGGCGCUCUCAUCAUCCUCCCCAAGCCCGGCGUUCCUUACCCGUUUCCGAAACCGUACAAGGAAGUCCCUAUCAUCUUCGGUGAGUGGUUUAAUGCAGAUCCAGAGGCUGUCAUUGCCCAGGCUCUGCAGACUGGUGCAGGGCCAAAUGUCUCUGACGCUUACACGAUCAAUGGUCUUCCCGGGCGCUUGUAUAAUUGCUCGGGAAAAGAUACGUUCAAGCUGAAGGUGAAACCCGGGAAGACGUACCUACUUCGACUGAUCAACGCUGCACUCAACGACGAGCUCUUCUUCAGCAUCGCCAACCACACGGUCACCGUCGUCGAGACCGACGCCAAUUACGUCAAGCCCUUCGACGCUGACACCGUCCUCGUCACGCCCGGCCAGACCACCAACGUCCUUUUGCACGCGAAGCCGACGUUUCCCAACGCCGCUUUCCUCUUCGCGGCGCGGCCUUAUGCCACCGGGCAAGGCACGUUCGACAACACCACCACCGCCGGCGUCCUCGAAUACCGGAACCCGAUCGGUUCCGGCAGUACGAAGCUGCCGCUCUUGAGGCCGGCGCUUCCAUCUCUUAAUGACACUGCUUACGCCACCAACUUCUCCAGCAAGCUUCGCAGCCUCGCGGAUGCUCGGUAUCCCGCCAACGUGCCGCGAACCGUCGACCAGCGAUUCUACUUCACGGUCGGCCUCGGCGCCGACCCCUGCCCCGCGAACCAAACUUGCCAAGGCCCCAGUGGCACCAAGUUUGCUGCGUCCAUCAACAACGUCUCCUUUGCGUUCCCCUCCACCGCUCUGCUCCAGGCUCACUACUUGGCUCGGUCUUACGGGGUGUACACGACGGACUUCCCCAACAACCCUCCGUCUCCCUUCAAUUACACGGGGACUGCCCCCAACAACACGUUCGUGAGCCAUGGAACGAAGGUGGUAGUGCUGCCGUUCAACACCAGCGUGGAGGUGGUGAUGCAGGACACCAGCAUCCUAGGGGCGGAGAACCACCCGAUGCACCUCCAUGGCCACAACUUCUACGUGGUGGGGACAGGCUUCGGGAACUACGACCCGAUGAACGACCCUCCCAAGUUCAAUCUGGUCGACCCCGUGGAGAAGAACACCGUCGGCGUCCCGGCCGGCGGGUGGCUCGCCAUCCGCUUCCUUGCUGAUAACCCUGGCGCAUGGCUCAUGCACUGCCAUAUCGACGUGCAUCUCAGCUGGGGAUUGAGGAUGGCGUGGCUGGUCAACGACGGGGCACUCCCCACCCAGAAGCUGCCCCCUCCGCCAUCCGAUCUCCCGAGAUGUUGAUGCUGACCGUUCGAUGGGUUGAUUCGUCCUCCUCUUGGGCUUGCUGCUUUAUUAUUAUUAUUAUUAUUAUUAUUUUGGACCGUAAUUUUGUCUUCAUUUUGUCCUUGUGAGGUUUUCGCAUGAGUGAAAUCGAUGUCAUGUAUGCAUGAUUUGGUGCAGUAGAGUCCAAUGCUCCGACUGGUCCACGCACCACAUGCCCUGUCUCGUGUCCUCUCUCGUAAACACCUUAAACAAAGUUAUCCAAGCCCACGUGGCAGACAAAGCUACAUUGCAUUGAAAUUUUUGCCUUGCCACUGUUUCCCUAAACAACACAUCAUGGGUAGAAAUGCAUGAUGUGGGUUGACACUUAUUCCACAUGAUCUUAGAAUGAAACUUGGACAAAGGCUAUGGUGGUAGGUGCAUGCAUGGAUGUCCCUAUUUGAGGGCACGUACAGCCGCGGAGGCCUCGUGGAGUAGCACUUGCUGUCGACUGCGUGCCCUCAAAGUUUACUCGGAUCUCCACCACGUAAUGUCUCCACGAACGCCACGACAAAAACUCAUCAUAGUCGUCGAUUCUACGUGGCCCCACUCCCCCUCCACGCCAAUAAUUGGUGGAUCAGAAAGUUCCUGAUGCGUUGACCGUUGACAACGUCCGAUGAGCUCGUGCGCGAUGCCGAUCGGACGGUCGCGAUGGAGUUGGGAUCCACG